Messenger RNA from Hypanus sabinus (Atlantic stingray), 942 nucleotides. It is a transcript of the gene vstm2a, whose product is annotated as V-set and transmembrane domain containing 2A. The transcript is spliced from 5 exons. The coding region runs from base 4 to 741 and encodes 245 amino acids. NCBI's taxonomy places the organism in Eukaryota, Metazoa, Chordata, Chondrichthyes, Myliobatiformes, Dasyatidae. The record is from RefSeq and is a predicted model, not a curated record.
GGGAUGAUGGGCUCCUUUCCUCUUUCUCUUGGUUGCCUUUUUGUCUUCUGCGCUCAACUGGGGAUUUCAUCCCAAGCGCAAUUCACUGAGUUCCCCGGAAGUGUAACAGCUAGAGAAGGCGACAAUGUGGAAAUGGCUUGUGCGUUCAGAGGCAGCGGCUCACCGUCCUAUUAUCUGGAGAUCCAGUGGUGGUUCAUUCGAGUUCCCUUGGAGCCGGAAUACAGCCCAGAAAACAGCCACAUCCAGUUGGACACUUUGCCACAAAGCGAAAUGAUCAACGACGAGACGAAAAUAAGUACAGUGAAAGUGAUGGGCAGUGACAUCUCCCACAAACUUCAGAUCUCCAAAGUGCGGAAGGAUGACGAAGGGCUGUACGAGUGCCGGGUGACCGACGCCAACAAUGGAGAGCUACACGAGUACAAGGCUCGGGGCCGACUCUACGUGAACACGAGCUAUGCCCGGGCCCUGCAGGCUCUCGAACCUCCGCCGUUGUCCCUGCACGACGGCAAAGGUUUGCGUAGCCCCCCGGCUGCGGCAGGCCUUCCCAGCGAGCGUCCGGGCCGCCGUUCCCAGAGCAGCAGAGACACGAAUGAAGGGCAGGCGGGCGCAACGUCAAGGCCGGCAGCCACAAACCUCAGGCAGAGCGCCACAUCCACAUCAGGGACGACGAUCGUAGCUGCAAGCGAUGGACUAGGUGUCCUGCUUCUAUUUUGUGGCUUUGUGAAGGAUGCUUUGCUAUAGUCUUAGUGCUGACUUUUCCACUAUCACUUUCUCUUAAAGCAAAGAGCGAAUGGAUGGUAAAAAUCCACGGACUGGACUGCACAAUCGACUUUAAACCCUUCUGCACCUAAUGCACUGUCAUUCUCUAGAAACGAGAGCCCCCUAGAGAAGAGCAAAGCAGAGAAAUAAAGCACCACACGACGGCAUUGCUCAGGAGAUUUA